AUGUUCAAAAAGGUAGGCGUCGACAUCCUCGGCCUCGUCCAGAACAUGUCGCUCUUUACCUGUCCGCACUGCGCCGGCCACACCAACGUCUUCGGCACCAACGAGCGCGUCGAGACCAUGUGCCGCGAGCACGCCAUCGAGUUCCUCGCCGACGUGCCGCUGCAUCCUGCCAUUGGCGACGACGCCGACAGGGGCAAGCCGACGGUCGUGGCCGAGCCCACGAGCGAGCGCGCUCGUGUUUUUGUGAAAAUGGCCGAGGAUGUUGCUGCCAAGCUCAACAUGUCGAGGUGA
Molecule: messenger RNA, 291 nt
Organism: Verticillium alfalfae VaMs.102
Lineage: Eukaryota; Fungi; Ascomycota; Sordariomycetes; Glomerellales; Plectosphaerellaceae
Product: mrp
Exons: 1
Coding region: 1-291 (96 amino acids)
Biological process (GO): mitochondrial respiratory chain complex I assembly; iron-sulfur cluster assembly
Cellular component (GO): mitochondrion
Molecular function (GO): ATP binding; 4 iron, 4 sulfur cluster binding
Source: RefSeq, a predicted model, not a curated record